GAAUAAUAUUCACUGCUGGCCUGUUUUGUACAAACAAUGGCGGAGGAAAAUAGGAUGAACUUAGCUGCUUUGCAGCAAAGAGAUCCAUACAUAAGUGACAUUGUCGAUACAGCUACACAAGUUGCUUUGUAUUCGUUCAAUCCCAAAAGUAAUCAGUGGGAGAAGACAUCCAUUGAGGGAUCAUUAUUUGUGUAUAAAAGGUCAGCCUCUCCAAACAAUGGUUUUAUGAUUUUGAACCGACUCGGGUUGAACAACCAGAUAGAACCUAUCACAAAAGAUUUGGAAUUCCAGCUUCAGGACCCAUUUCUUCUGUAUCGCAAUUCCAAAGCAAUUUAUGGCAUUUGGUUUUAUGAUAAAGAUGAAUGUGCUCGCAUUGGACAACUUAUGAAUAGUCUGCUACAGUUGGCUAUUGAUUAUCACCGUGCUAAGUCAGACAUGCGACAGAGGAGAGCGUCCGAGUCAGACAGUAUUCUGGACAAGGAGGAAAGCACACCCAAAAAUGUGGACAUUCUACAGAUGCUGUCCAAAGCUCAGCACGAAUAUGACAGGUCAAAGUGUGGUGGCAUUAAUCUUCCUAAGGCAGGAGACCCUAAACCAUUGAUUGACAACCCAAAUGCAUCAGCCACCAAGACAUCCAACUUGAUCAGACCCACCCCAUUAAAAAUUGGGGAUGUAAAUGAUGAGGGAGGAGGAGAUCAAGACAGAGGUGGCGCCCAGUCAGUGCCCCCUCUGGCCUCUGUUAACACAGCACCAGCAACAGCUCCCAUAAGUCUAGAAACAUUAUUUAGGAAUGCUAGUCUUCAGCAGCAGACAACCAACAAAACAGAACCCCAAAGACCACAGCCCUUUCACAGGUCUGUAUCUAUGACAGAGGGGGACUCCAAAUCUCAAGACUUGCUGCGUCACAUCAUGUCUAGUGGUUCCAUGGUGGAGGACAUAGAACGACAACAGCGACGGGAAUGCCCCACAAAGCCUUCCUCUGCUCCCUCUUUGAAACCUCUCUCUCAGAAUUUUAAGUCAAGCAAAAACAGGUCCCCUCCAAACAAGAUUCCAGAGAAUGAUUCUGAUAGAGUCUCACAUGGUGCUAAACAUGACAUAUCAUUCUAUUUAAAAGCCAAUGAAAACACAGAUGUUGGUAAUUUGGAGGACCAAGUUAUGAAAAAGUCCCCUAACAUUCAGGAAAUGGAGGGAACAGAAAAUCUUCUUACACCUGCAGCAUUACAAAACUCUUUUUCUCUGGGUUCAGAAGUGGCCUCUGGGUUGUCACGGUUACUUCCUCAGAACCCUGACGUUUUACUCACUCCUAUGGCUUUCACCCAGUCUCCAAAAUCAGCCUCACCUGCCAAUACAACAAUGACAUCUCAGGAAACCACAGAAGACCUUCCUGUAGCAGCCCUUACCAAAGAACAAUUACAACAAGCCCUCCUAUAUCUCAUUAAGAAUGACUCCAGUUUUAUUGACAGUUUACAUGAAGCAUACUUACACAGCCUGAGGGUGUCUCAUAAGACAUAGCAGACAGUCAAUUGAGAAAAAGUUAUGAUUAUUUUUAUGUGGAAAUUUAUCAUGUAAAUUUCUGAUCAGGACGAGACUAAGCUAGCUUACAAUAGUGCAGUGGGACUUCAUAGAUUCAUCCCAUGGUCAGUGAUAAAAGUCCAGAACAUUAGGAUUUCACUCUAUAUUAAACAUACAGGACUUGUGUUUUUGCUAACAAGUCCUUAUUACUGGGAUUGUACUGUCUUAGUAGGCCUAAAUAGUUUUAUUAUAAAGAUAUUACAUUGAUGCUAUGUUGUAUCAGCAAUGCCCUGACCUACAGUGCAGUACUGAACUCGUCGAUUCUUCAUACGUAGGGUCGUGCUGUUGUAACACAGAAUCCUCAUUACAUGUACAUCAUUCUGAUUUGCUUAUAUCAAAGGUUGCUCAGUUCCACAGUAUUAUGUAGAGAUGUGCAUAUCCUGUUCUGUCAAACAUGCAGGUUUCACUGGGUUUUUUAUUUAGUAAAGCAUAGCUAAAUAGGAUAUGAUCUCAAAUUGUAAUUUGUAUCAUAUUUUUAAUCAUGAAAUCUUCUUGUAGUGAAGAUAUGUUAUUUAUUUUUUGUUUGAAAGAUUUAUAGUGUAUUUUUCAGCUUAUACCAACUAUGUUUGGUAUUUGUUAUAUUUUUUUAAGUAAAACAUUGUCACUGAACAAGUUUAUAUACUAUGCUUGUUUAAGUAAUUGCAAGAUGCGUUCAUUUUUGUUAAUUAAACCUGCAAGUGCUUUUUCUUAUUUGACAAAGCUUUUUUUUCAGUUUGGUUAAAUCUCUGUGUCAGUUGAGUUUUUCCUAUCCAUUCAAAACAAAACUAUACUCAUCAUACAUUUUGCUGAAAUUCCACGUAUCUGACCUGAUUAUUUGUGUGCUUUGGAGGUGCAAUGUACUUUGUUAAUGUUGUAUUUUUCAUCAUCUUCUCUGGUGCUAUUUGUAACAGUUAAAGUAUUAGUCAGAGGAAAAUGGAGGAAUACUACUGUGUUGUCACAUACAAAUAGGUAUGGGGAUAGAGUGUUAAAAAAACAAGUCAACUAUUUUUUUGGAUUCGUAAAAAAUCAAAUUGAUAGUUAAAAUGUACGCAGGGUAUAUGUUUCAUCAGUUCAUUGUAGACAUAAAACCUUCCAUGUUUUUUGAAAGAUUGAAAAAUUAUAAUGUUUCCAAUUUUUUGUUGUUGUUAAAAGUACAUGUAAUCUGAAUAAAUGGGAGGAAUUUAUUGUUCAAUGAGAAAAAUUGGGUUCAGUUCAUAUAAAUGAUACCAUGAAUAAAGUCAAUGACAGCAACAUCAUUUGAGAUAAUGGACAAUGUUACUUUGUGAUGGCAUGAUUGAGAAUGCUGCAUGUAACUUUGAACUGCUGACUGUCAAGUUUUAUCAGUGCCCACUUUUUCUUACAGAGGUCCUUUCACAUAGAUUUUCAAAAUGGACUUCAAUGUUACAUAGCUACUGAAACAAAAUGUCUUCAGAUACUGUAAACCAUCAUGAUUGACUAGGGACAAAAUGAAUUGUAGCAACCACAUCAAGUCAGUGUUAAUCAUAACACAUUUAUACAUUCAAUAGACUGGUUCAUGGCAGGAAGUAUUCACAAAUGGAAGAUUUUCGUGAACCUAAUAACUUUAUUUCUCACACAUUUGCCGUUACAGGGAUAACUCAUAUUUUCAUUUAAGAAUUAAACUUUACUGGGAUAUGAACUUGGUUGGUCACCUGAUCAAAUCCUGUGAAGCCCAAGGGCUUCUCAGAAGAUUUGAUCAGGUACCAACCAAAUCAUCUGAAAAGCCCUUUGGGCUUCACAGGAUUUGAUCAGGUGACCAACCAAGUUUAUAUCUCGGGGAACUUUUUAACAUUGCUGUUUAUGACUUAUAUUUACAUUUUAAAAAGACUUAUUGUUCAGAAUUGUUAUAAUUACUAUGUUUACAAUAAUCACACAGAAUUGGAACGUUUUUCGGUAUUCUGUAGGUUCAUAUAAGGAAACAUAUUUGCAAAUGCAGAUAUUGUGACAUAACAGGAACUAUCCUUUAUUUCAGAUAUGAUGUCAAAAUUCUAGAUUUAUAUGACGUAAUAAUUGAUCUUGGUUUUUUUUUUAUUUCGUGGGGGUUUUAAUUUACAUUGAAAAACAGGACGCAAGCAUUUUAUCAAAUUCCACAAAAAAGAAGUCUGCAACAUAUGGUUUUAAAUAGUGUUUUAGAAACACCUACAUAAUAGUCGCAUAUAAAAUGUAAAUAAUUUCACGAAAGUUAUUUACAUUUUAUCAACAUGACAUUUUUAAAUUAUGAAGGUUGAUCUUUUGUAGUUUCAAGACGGGUGCAGCAAAAUCAUUUGAAUUUUAUAAGGAAAAAUAACUUAAGUAUAGUGAACAAAAUGGUAUGUAACUUAAGUAUAAUUCCUAGAAAUUGCAAGCUGCAAACCUUAUUUUAAUGGAGUUUGGUUUGCUGUAUUAGAAUUUAUUUUUUUACAAUAUCUUAUGACCUUCAUACAUUAGACACAAGUUUUUGGGAUGGAAUGCUUAUAGAUGUUGAUGCUUUAGAAUAAUUGAGGGCUAUAUAUGAUCUGGAGGUGAUAUGCUAUAGGGUGUCACUGUAAACAGUUUACCUUAUUAUGUUGUUAAGCCCCUCCUCCAAUCAUAUAAAAAUAUUGUGAUGCAGAUAUGAUAUAAAAAAUUUAAUUAUGGAAAUUGAACAGAACACAAGAAAAGCUUCUUAUUUCACCAGCCUUUAAACUAGAAACUUGAUGUAAUACAGCAAUUGAUUGCUUCUUUUGUGUCAGUUGAAUGAGUGGAAGUUGUUCCACUUUGUGUGUCAGUGAUGACUCCUUUUGUGUCAGUAAUGGCUCCUUGUGUGACAGUGAUACAUUUUUGUGUGUCAGUGUUUCUGUUAUGGCAGUGUGUGACAGUUAUAAUUACUUAAUAUAUGUCAAUUAUUACACUGUGUGUUUCAGUGAUAAUUCCUUCACAUGUGUCUUUUCUGACAAUAUGUGACAAAGCUAGUUCCAUGAGUUGAAGUUGUUACAAUUUAUGUUUCAGUGUAAAUUCAUUGUGUAUCAGUAAUGACACUUUUUGUGUCAGUGAUAAUUUCUUGUGUGUCAAGAAUUACAUCAUGUGUGUCAGUGAAGAUUUCUUUUGUGCUUAUUUUAUAUACCAGUAAUACCAUUAGUGUCGUUAAAUGUUUGUAACAGUUUUUAAAAUGAUGUGUAUAAGUUAUUACAUCGAUGAUUAUCUUACAAAUGCUAAUUAAAGUUUAGUUUGUAUUAAGGAGGUAAAUGUUAUCUGAAAAUUUUGACCAACAAAUAAUUUUAUGAAAUGAUAAUUUUUUUUAUAAUUUUGCUAUUUUACAGCAGAGUGCUAUAGCUUAAAUCAUCAGCAGUUAAUCUGGUAGUCAUGAGUUUGGAAUUGGCUGUACUUUUUACAAUGUUUGUAUAAUUUGAAAAGCAAUUUAGAUAAUUGAAAAGAUGAUUAUAUUUUGAAUACAAUGUACAUUCAUAAACAUUGAUAUUUCAAAAUGCCUAGGUCAUACCAGCUUAGUAAUGUUGCUGAACGUGUCAGUAGAUAUGCAUACGUGUCCGUCAAUGUUGGUUUGUAUGAUUGUUUCAAUGAUGGUAUGUAUGAAUGUGUCAACAAUGGUUUUUAUGAUUGUGUCAAAAAUGGUUUUUAUGAUUGUGUCAAUGAAGGUUUGUCUGAUUGUGUUUCUGUCAGUGAUGGUUGUGUGUCUGUCAGUGAUGGUUGUCUGUGUCAGUGAUGGUUGUGUGUCUGUCAGUGAUGGUUGUGUGACUGUCAGUGAUGGUUGUCUGUGUCAGUGAUGGUUGUGUGACUGUCAGUGAUGGUUGUGUGUCUGUCAGUGAUGGUUGUGUGACUGUCAGUGAUGGUUGUCUGUGUCAGUGAUGGUUGUGUGUCUGUCAGUGAUGGUUGUGUGUCUAUGUCAGUGAUGGUUGUGUGACUGUCAGUGAUGGUUGUGUGUCUGUCAGUGAUGGUUGUGUGUCUGUGUCAGUGAUGGUUGUCUGUGUCAGUGAUGGUUGUGUGACUGUCAGUGAUGGUUGUCUGUCUGUCAGUGAUGGUUGUGUGACUGUCAGUGAUGGUUGUGUGACUGUCAGUGAUGGUUGUGUGUGUUAAUGUUGGUUCUGUGUAUGUCAGUUACAGAUUUGAACAUAAUAUUGAUUCACAAUAUCUAUAAUGAUGGUAAACCAUGAGUGUGUAUGUGUUAGUUAUUUAAAUGUUUAUGUCAGUGCAGUUCUGUAUGUUUCAGUGAUACUUACGUGAAUGUCAGUGGUGGUUCUGUAAGUCUCUGAUAUACAUCAUUUGAUGUAUGUCAGUGAUGGUUCUGUAUGUACCAGUUCUGCUUGUGUGUGUUACAGUGAUUGUUCUGAAUGAGUUUAUAGUGGUUUUUUAUGUGUCAAUCGUGGUUUUGAAUGUGUAAUGGGAAUAUGUGUGAAUAAUCAUUAGUUACAGAAUCUAGGUAUAUUUGCCAAUAAUUCAUUCAUGUCUAUUUUUUUCAUAGUUUUGAGUUUAUUAAUGUUUGACCUUAGGAUAUAUCUGUAAUGUGAUCAGUGAUUUUGACAAAGAAAACUUUUGGGGGGGGGGAUUUCAGGUUUAUUCUCUUUUUAUGCAUCUUGCAAAGUAAGUAAGCAAGGGAAGGAUGAUGUAGAAUUCAUUGUUCAUUUAUCCAUCAUUUUGCACAUAAGUUUAGUACUGUAAUCUUUAUGUGCUUUGGCUUUUGGAUCAAAGUCUUUAGUACAACUGUAAGUUGUAACCAUCUAAAGUAAAAAAGUCAUAAACAUAAUCAUAUCUCAUUGGAUUGUCAUUUGGAGCAUCAACUCCACAUCAAAAAAUCAUUACCAGUAAAAGUGUAGAUGUAAUAAAAAGGAAUACCAAUGCUAUUCCUUCUACAUUAUGGCAGGGGUGGUAUAUAUAUUAGAUUUUCUACGUGUUUUGUAUCAGUGCAGGAUAAAAGAAUUAUAGUAAAUGUAUGUCCCUUAGAUUCAUCCAAUCUUAGCAAGGUUAUGGCAUCAAAGAUGUUCCAUUUUUAGCUCACCUGAGCUGAAAGCUCAAGUGAGCUAUUCUGAUCACAUUUUGUCUGUCGUCUGUCUGUCCGUCUGUCCGUCCGUCCGUAAACAUUUCACAUUUUCAACAUCUUCUCAAGAACUACUUGGCCAAUUUCAACCAAACUUGGCACAAAUCAUCCUUAGGCAAAGGGGAUUCAAAGUUGUGAAAAUUAAGGGCCAUACCCGUUUUCAAGGGGAGAUAAUUAGAAAUUAAUGAAAAAUUUCGAGAAAUUUUCAAAAAUCUUCUUCUCAAGAACCAGAAAGCCAGGAAAGCUGAAACUUGUGUGGAAGCAUCCUCAGGUAGUAUAGAUUCAAAGUUGUGAAAUUCAUGACCCCCGGGGUAGGGUGGGGCCACAAUGGGGGGGUCGAAGUUUUACAUAGGAAUAUAUAGAGUAAAUCUUUAAAAAUCAUCUGCUCAGAAACUAAACAGCCAGGAAAGCUGAAACUUGUGUGGAAGCAUCCUCAGGUAGUGUAGAUUCAAAGUUGUGAAAUUCAUGACCCCCAGGGGUAGGGUGGGGCCACAAUGGGGGGGUCGAAGUUUUACAUAGGAAUAUAUAGAGUAAAUCUUUAAAAAUCUUCUUCUCAGAAACUAAACAGCCAGGAAAGCUGAAACUUGUGUGGAAGCAUCCUCAGGUAGUAUAGAUUCAAAGUUGUGAAAUUCAUGACCCCCGGGGUAGGGUGGGGCCACAAUGGGGGGGUCGAAGUUUUACAUAGGAAUAUAUAGAGUAAAUCUUUAAAAAUCAUCUGCUCAGAAACUAAACAGCCAGGAAAGCUGAAACUUGUGUGGAAGCAUCCUCAGGUAGUGUAGAUUCAAAGUUGUGAAAAUCAUGAUCCCUGGGGGUAGGGUGAGGCCACAUUGGGGGGGGGGGUGUUAAAAUUUUACAUAGAAAUAUAUAGAGUAAAUCUUUGAAAAUCUUCUUCUCAGAAACUAAUCAGCCAGGAAAGGUGAAACUGUUGUUGAAGCAUCCUCAGGUAGUGUAGAUUCAAAGUUGUGAAAAUCAUGAUCCCUGGGGGUAGGGUGGGGCACAAUGGGGGGUCGAAGUUUUACAUAGGAAUAUAUAGAGUAAAUCUUUAAAAAUCUUCUUCUCAGAAACUAAUCAGCCAGGAAAGUUGAAACUUGUGUGGAAGUAUCCUCAGGUAGUGUAGAUUCAAAGUUGUGAAAAUCAUGAUCCCUGGGGGUAGUGUGAGGCCACUUAUUGGGGGGGAUGUUCAAGUUUUACAUAGGAAUAUAUAAAGUAAAUCUUUAAAAAUCUUAUUCUCAGAAACUAAUCAGCAUGAUGAUUCUUUAUCAUUGUUAAAACUUUGGCUCCAGGACAAUUCUUCGGCCUCACAAGAAGGUUCAGAGUUUGAUGUAGCUAAAUAUCCCAUAUAUAUAUAAACAAUUGUAAAGGAUCUUUUUGAGAACUGCAAUACUCAACAUGUGAUAUGACUAUAGAAUUGAAGCAGGCAGCUAUUUUUUCAUUAGAAUCUUUUUGUAUUACUGUAUUGAGUUAUUGCCCUUGAUUUAUUGAUUCUUGAUUAUUUUAAUUAAUGCAUCCACUGUUAACCAAUUAUUGUGAUGAUUAUUUUUAUACAAUAAUAAAUAUUCAAUGUAGUUGUUCUGCAUAAGAAGUUUUGGGUAAGGCCAGAUUAUUAAGGUCUUCCGUUUCCAACGGAAGACCUUAUUGUUAUUGCUUUGUUUCUUCUUCCCUAUUAUUAUUAUUUUUUUUCUUACAAAUUUUGUGCACGCCAUUUCUCAGCAACGGCUCAUUUAAUUUUUAUGAAACUUUCAGAUCUGAUAUAUAUUGAUCUGAACCUUGUUGCAAAUUUUUUUCAUUGAUGACGUCACUUCCGUUUUUGAGAUAUCGUCGAUUUUAUGAUUUUUAUAGGGGUAUUUUGUCGGCGGAACUCCUCUUUAACUAUUGCAGAUAUAAAGUUGAAAUUUUCAGGGUUGGUAGACAAAAGACUGAAGUUGUGCAUGAAGGUCUUAAAUCAUUUUUAUCUUGAAAAGCGCCGACGCUCGCCUGGACCCGAAAAUUGAGAUAAAAAAAACGUCGUGAAUUUUCGUACUUUUCUUUCUUUAUCUCUUUUCUGGAAAAUAUUCUAUUAAAACAUGUAAUGUAAAAAAGGUUUAUAUUUACAAGACCUUUCAUUUGAUACCAAAAAAAAGGGGCUGGCCCCUUAUAUUAGGGACCUAGAGAGCUCUAAAAUCUUUCAUCUAUAGCUCUUUACUGAGGUAUAUUUUGUAAUGAAUUAUAGAAGCAAAUAUGUUUAUCUUACAGUUAUGAAGCCCGACAGCAUAACGAUUUUUUCAUGUGUUACGUAAUGAGGGGUUUUAAGGGGUCAAAAGUCCAAAACUUUGAUCACCUAUAUCUCAAAAAGUAAAAAUAUUUUUGAAAUGCAGUAUAGAAUAAAAGAUGCUCAAAAUGAUGAAACCAACAACAUGCAACCUUCAAAAUUUGGUUCAGCGGCCCCAAUAAGGAGAUAAGGGACCGGCCCCUAAAAUGUUUUUCUCAGAUAUCUCAAAAACGGUAACGAAUUUCUUAACAACUGUUGAGCAAAAUGUCUUUAAAAUUAAAUGACCUUUCAUUUGAUACCAAGAAAAAGGGGCUGGCCCCUAAUAUUAGGGACCUAAAAGGGCUCUUAAGUAUUUUUCUAUAACUCUUUACCGAGGUAUAUUUUGUAAUGUAUUAUAGAAGCAAAUAUAUUUAUCUUACAACCUUAAUCUUGCAACCUUCAAACUUUGGUACAGUGGCCCCAAUAAGGAGAUAAUGGACCAGCCCCUAAAACGUUUUUUCUCAGAUAUCUCAAGAAUGGUGAUGAAUUUCUAAACACUUGUUAAACAAAGCUCUUACACCUGAAACAAAUUCGUAUCUGGCCUUUAGAAUGUACACCCUGUUCUUCUAUUCUUACACGUGUUUAGCUGUUCACAGUAAAAUCAAGAUCGAACAUAUAUCUGAAAUUCUAAAAUCAGACGGAAGACCUCCUCGUUGCUCGCAACGAGAUCGUGUCUAGUUUUGUUUAUUUUUGAUUUCCAAUUUUUAGAUACUAUGAAUUAUUUUAGGUUGGCACAUAUAUAGGGACAGUGUCUAUUGCAUUUUGAUGAGCGAAUGUUUGGGGUUAAACUUGAACAGGUAUGGAUAGAUUGAGUGUGUGAACAUCCUUGCUCUAUCUAAUCUAAGUGUUUUCUAACCUUCGAUACAAAGUGUGCGGUCAUUCCUGCCCUGUAUCGCAUUAAUACAAGUGUGCAGUCAUAUCUGCUUGUAUUGGUGGUGGUAGCGGCUGACCACUAAUGUAUGGUCAUCCAUGCUGGUGUUCAGCCCUUUCUAGCGCAAGUGUGCGGCACUCCCUGCUUGCGUUAGGUUGAGCUGUUGGUGCAAGUGUGCGGUCAUCCCUGCUUGCGUAAACGUUGGUACCUGUUGAGUUGCGUAGGUGUGAGGUCAUCCCUGCCUGCGUAACUUUGAGUCCCUAUAUAUGUGCAGGAGCGGUGAUUAAAGUCUGCUCUUGUAAAUAUUGGCAGCAAUCAGGGCUAUCCGAGUUCCAAGGGGGAAAAAUGGAUUUUAUUUAUACAGGAUCUACAUGUAUUAUUGUACAUUGUCCAGAUUGUUUGUUUUAUGACUCCAUGUAGCUGACUUUAUCAUACCUAUUGUUCCUCAGGUGAGCGAUGUGGCCCAUGGGCCUCUUGUUUAUUACUUGUCUUAAGAUAAGUUAAUAACAUACUAGUAUCAAUGAAAUUUUGAAAAUUAUAUGUUUGAAAUCUUUAAUUUUAAGUAAAAAGCAAGCCGUAUGUUUAGUAAAUUGAUCAUUCAUUUUUAGAUAUGACAAGUAACAAAACUGUUUUUGAUACUUUCCAUACAUACUUAGGCUAUGGGAUUUUUUGGUAUUAUUUUUUUUUCAUGGUUUACUAUUGAACAUGCCAUAGUUAGAAUCGUUAAAUUUCUCUCCUUCUAUUAUUCUUAUGUGAUGGAAUUAACAAUAUUUUAAUUGAUUUUAUUUUAUGUUUAAGCAUUUUAUUGGGGAAUACAUGAUACAUGAAGAAAUUGAUCUUCCUAUAUGUAAUGUUGAUAGAUAACUAUCCAACUGAUCUUUAUUCUUUGUGGAGUGUCUGGAAUGUGUAAGAUUUUUUUUUUUACCAGCAUCUAAACUUUUGGAGAUUUGGUAACAUUGGUGGAAAUGGUUUAGAUAAAUAUACUAAUGGCAAUACAUGGCUAAAAUCUAGAUUGAGCGUUACAUACUGGUAUUGGGCAUUACUUUGUUGAAUUUCAGGAACCAGGGCUAUUUUUAACAGAAGAAUAUAUUUACUGUGAGAGUAAAUCUCAGUAAAGUUACUGGUGGUUUUCUAUACCCGGUAUGCUCAAAAUCCAAAAAAAAAACAUACAUGUAUUUUCCAAACUAUUUCAACAUCUUUAAGCAUUUUUCCGGGUUAUAAGUUUAAACUUUCAGUUGCUAACGGAUAAUAAACUGUACAAUUUUUUAUUUUUUUUUUGAAAAAUGCAGCUAAGAGCUUUUUAAAAUCUUUUUUUUUUGUUAAUUAUUGUCCAACUUAUAAUUGUGACUUAAUAUUGGAUAAUCAAAAUUAGUUAUUUCUGUGUUGUCCGUAAUGUGGUGUAACUUUAUGCUCAUCCUAAAUCAAAGAAACACAAAUGGUUUAAUUUGCUGUUGCCAACAAAGUGUACCAGUACACGCAAUGUACACAGGGAUGGGGAUUGACAAGUAAAAGAAUUAUAUUACAGAUUUCUGAUCUAGAAUAAAGACAGUGCCAGUUUUCUGUUUAUUAUAAUAACUAUUUGUCACAAUUUUACAGUUAUUGUAAGGCACGUGUUUGGAAUUUUGUAAAUUAAAUUGAGUUUUUUGGACACUAAUAAUCAAAAUCCUGUUAAUCCAUGUAUUUAUAUCAAUUUAAAGCUAGUCAAGAUUUGGAGAGGAGAUACCAUUUAUUGAUUUAAAAGCCUUUUUAUUUUGGAUUAUUGUUGUUAAGUGCUAUUGUGAGGAAACGAGACCUUGUAUUAUAAAUCGAACAAAAAUUGCGGAAAUUAUUUUUUCAAGGUAUCUUGACAAUUGUAACUCUUCUUUGUUAAUUGUUUACAUGCAGUGCAGAAAUAAAUAUUUUGGACCUUUGAGA
Messenger RNA from Magallana angulata, 11649 nucleotides. Its product is annotated as mRNA-decapping enzyme 1A-like. Gene Ontology annotation, molecular function: mRNA binding; enzyme activator activity. The coding region runs from base 37 to 1512 and encodes 491 amino acids. Lineage: Eukaryota; Metazoa; Mollusca; Bivalvia; Ostreida; Ostreidae. Gene Ontology annotation, cellular component: P-body. The transcript has 11 exons. Gene Ontology annotation, biological process: deadenylation-dependent decapping of nuclear-transcribed mRNA; positive regulation of catalytic activity; deadenylation-independent decapping of nuclear-transcribed mRNA. The record is from RefSeq and is a predicted model, not a curated record.